Messenger RNA from Pseudopipra pipra, 2190 nucleotides. Its product is annotated as olfactory receptor 4S2-like. The coding region runs from base 16 to 945 and encodes 309 amino acids. Gene Ontology annotation, molecular function: G protein-coupled receptor activity; olfactory receptor activity. Gene Ontology annotation, cellular component: plasma membrane. Lineage: Eukaryota; Metazoa; Chordata; Aves; Passeriformes; Pipridae. Gene Ontology annotation, biological process: G protein-coupled receptor signaling pathway. The transcript has 2 exons. The record is from RefSeq and is a predicted model, not a curated record.
CCCCAACGCCUUAACAUGGACAACGCCAGCAGCGUGAAGGAAUUCAUCCUCCUGGGCCUCUCGGAGAACCAGGGGCUGCAGAAAAUAUAUUCCGUGCUCUUUCUGGCUUUCUAUCUGAUCACUGUGGCAGGAAAUCUGCUCAUAGUGGUCACUGUCAUCAGCAGCCAGGGCCUCAACUCGCCCAUGUACUUCUUCCUCUGCUACCUGUCCUUUGUAGACAUCUGCUACUCCUCCACCACGGCUCCCAAAAUGAUUGCUGGCCUGUUGGGGGGCAGUAAAAGCAUCUCCUUUGUGGGCUGCAUGGCCCAGCUCUUUGGGUUUCACUUCUUUGGCUGCGCUGAGAUCUUCCUCCUCACGGCCAUGGCCUACGACCGCUACGUUGCCAUCUGCAGGCCCCUCCACUACGCCGCCCUCAUGAGCGGCCGCACCUGCGGCCUCAUGGUGCUGGGCUCGUGGCUUGGGGCCUUCUUCCACUCCACCCUGCAGCUCCUUCUCACCAUUUGCCUCCCAUUCUGCGGCCCAAACAAAAUCAAUCACUACUUCUGUGAUGUCCACCCACUGCUCUGCCUGGCCUGUGCCGACACCCGUGCCGUGGGUGCCUCCGUGGUCGCCAACAGUGGCUUGAUAACUCUGAGUGCUUUUGCCAUCCUGGUCUCGUCCUAUGUUGUCAUCCUGGUUUCCUUGAAAGGUCAGACAGCUGCAGAGUGGCACAAGGCCCUCUCCACCUGCGGCUCCCACAUCACCGUGGUGAUCCUGUUCUUCGGGCCGUGCACGUUCAUCUACAUCCGCCCCUCCAGCAACCUGGUGGAGGACAAGGGCGUGGCCGUGUUCUACUCCAUCAUCACACCCAUGCUGAACCCCCUCAUCUACACCCUCAGGAACCAGGAAGUGAAAAACAGCAUGAAAAAGUUGUGGAGCAGGACAGUGAGGAGGAGUGAGAAAUGAAAGGACACGGCAAUGUUUGUAAGAUGACAGGAGCUUAAGACAUCAUGGAGAGGGAAAGAAAAACUGGUAUUUGGUGGAAGUUUGGUGAUUUGCUGCUGCCAAUUACUGGAGGGGAAUCUUUCCUUCUUCCUCUACCUGUGCAAUUUCCAGUGAAAUCAUUACUAUUCCGAUUCAAUAUCAGUAUCAUGAUAAAAUGUUCAUCAGGGUAAGAGCUGGAAGCUUUCCUACAACAGCGAGUCAGUCUGAAUGCUCCCAUUUUGAUAGAUUUCCUAUCUUCUGGUGAAUGUGCUGUCUCCUUCAGAUUUGUUCUCCCUCCUGCCCCUGGGUGCUCAAAUACUCCCCUAGGAGGUCCACUGCCAACAACUGGAAGACAUGCAAAUUAAUGCCCACCUCCAAAAACCACUCCUGUACAAUAAACAGGAAAUUAUGGCUAUUAUGGGUUGGAUCAACUUUAUUUCAAGGAAUCCUGAGACACUGAUCUGAUGUCACAGGUGAUCCUUAUCAGGGCAGCAGCCUGAGCAUGGUUACAGAGCACAGGCAUGGUUGAUAUGUCUGUUGGAGCCCCUCUGCUCUGAAGGCAGGCUGGGACAGCUGGGGGUGUUCAGCCUGCAGAAGGCUCUGGGGAGACCUUAGAGCCCCUUGCAGUGCCUGAAGAGGCUCCAAGAGAGCUGGACAGGGACUUUGGACAAGGGCCUGGAGUGACAGGACAAGGAGGACAAGCUAUUUCCACUACAGCAAUGUAGAAAUGACCCCAGAAUCUCACAACUCUGGGCAAUGCCCUUCUACUGCAAAUUGACUGGCUGUGGUCAAGGCAUGAAUUUUCUAAAAACUUCUAUUGGCCCUAAAAUUUUGGAAAGGGAAGCAGAGGAAUGAGAUGUCCUUAAAAUAGUUGACAAUUCACUCAUUUGCCUGAAGGUAACUGGUGACACAUGGAGAUGAAAUACAGCAGCAAGUCCUUGGCACUUUAUGAUGGUAGUAAAAUUAGAAGUAAAACAUCAUUACAUGGACAAAAAGGUGUUAGAAUUUCUCUAUAUGUCCAUCAGAAUAGGAAGACAAAGAGGUAACCAGGACUGGCAGAAGAGGAAGGGUUUAUCUUCAUUGUGUAAAACUAAACCCAGGGAUACAGUCAAUAAGACUUUCUUUCUGGAUUGGAGGAGCAGCCCCUGAAGAUGGAGCAGAAAUGGCCUUCAAAUUCAAUAAUCACAUUCAUUCUUUUUAGAGAUUACAUGCUUUCAGAGAGUAGAU